Messenger RNA from Triticum aestivum (bread wheat), 1619 nucleotides. Its product is annotated as disease resistance protein RGA2-like. The record is from RefSeq and is a predicted model, not a curated record. The transcript has a single exon. Bases 44 to 1561 code for a protein of 505 amino acids. Lineage: Eukaryota; Viridiplantae; Streptophyta; Magnoliopsida; Poales; Poaceae. Gene Ontology annotation, molecular function: ADP binding.
AGAUCCAUCUAUCCCACCAGGAACAUUGCAGGGGCCUUCCGAAAUGGAGCCGCUUCUCUCUGCAAUCGUGGGUGAUCUUGUCAGCAGAGCCCUGUCCAUGGUAACCCAGAGAUACCUGCAGUCCAAGGGAGCAGAGGAGGAGAAGCUCCAGAGGCUACGGGCAGUGCUGCUAAGGAUCGAUGCCACCGUCGAGGAGGCCGAGGGGAGGCACAUCACCAACCAGGCAAUGCUCCAGCAGCUCCAGAUGUUGAGACGAGGUAUGUACAGAGGCUACUACACGCUCGACACCUUCAGAUACCGAGCGCACAGGGACGAGGCCGAUGGCAAGGCAAGCACUCGCCGUUCGCUUGCCCUGUCCAGAUUCAGCCCUUCCAGUUCCAGACGUACCUCCUCCUCCGUGUGCGACGCCCAGAGGAUGGACCUGGUGCUUGAUGCCGGGAGCUGCAACAAUCUCGACAAGAUGCUCAGCAGCCUUGAGAGAAUGAUUGGUGACAUGCAGGAGUUCGUGAUGUUCUUGGGCAGCUAUCCUCGAAUCUCCCAGCAACCUUACGACGCGUAUUUGUUUCAUGAUCAGGUUAUGUUUGGCCGGCAGAUGGAAAAGGAGACAAUUUUGAGCUUUCUGCUUUGUAGAGAGGCUGCAAGGAAUGGAAGUCUGGGUGUGCUGCCGAUAAUUGGUCCAGCGAGAGUCGGAAAGAGUACACUUGUUGAGCAUGUCUGCCUUGACGAGAGGGUGCGGAGGCGCUUCUCGUCGAUCGUCUUCUUCAGCGGAAAUGAUCUCAAUGGUGGAAACUUGGCCACUCUAAAAGGUAGCGGUGUGAUCAAGCAUCAGAACCUUGCUUCCACCCCGCAUGGAGACUCACUGGCUGUAAUUGAGCUAGCAGGGGACAUGGACGAGGAAACAUGGAGGGGGUUGUACACCUCGGCAGCAAGCCACCUGACGCCAGGCAGUAAAAUCAUACUCACCAGCCGUUCAGAGAAGAUAGCAUCAUUAGGAACGGCACAGUCUCUUGUGCUGAAAUUUUUGUCCCAAGAAGCUUACUGGUAUUUCUUCAAGACGGCUGCAUUCGGAAGCACAGACCCUGGUGAGCAUCCUAACCUGGCAGCCCUCGGCAUGGAGAUCGUCGUCCACAUGAACAGAUCAUUCGUGGCAGCGAACACCGUUGCCAGCUUACUGAGAACCAAUCUUGACACACGGUUUUGGCGCAGAGUGCUGAGAUGCUUGAGAGAUUUUGCAAGCAAGCACCUCAGCAUGUUUGGCGAGCACCCGACCAAUCUCCUGCAGAAGGACCAGCCUGUGUACAUGUGGACAAUGGCCAAGACAAGCAAUGUCGUCGUAAUGCGUGAUAUUUAUCAUGAGCCCUCUCCCAAGAUCAGUGAGGUUCCCAGGAUAACGGCACAGGAUGUUUUGUCUGGGCGAGUUAUGUCUGAAGGGACAUUCCAAGCAGUGGCAUGGAGGUCCAGGAUACCUCCCUGCUACACCUACUUAGUGAGCUUCAUUGUGUCACGGACAGACAAGCACGCGGUGCUCGGUAAGAAGCGGUCUCGGCAGGAGAGAAUUUGAUGUAAAAUGCAAUAAUGUAUAGCUAAUAUGAUUGCAAAGUGCACGCCUUACCUUUUCU